Exophiala bonariae is the source of this 1503-nucleotide messenger RNA. RefSeq lists its product as uncharacterized. NCBI's taxonomy places the organism in Eukaryota, Fungi, Ascomycota, Eurotiomycetes, Chaetothyriales, Herpotrichiellaceae. The coding region runs from base 1 to 1503 and encodes 500 amino acids. The record is from RefSeq and is a predicted model, not a curated record. The transcript has 3 exons.
AUGGCACAAACAGCAGUGCUUAGUCGAGAAAAGCACGUGAAGCUCAAAAUUCCUGUCACCAAUUCUAGUUAUGUCGCACCGGAAACGGAGAAUGGAAACCUGGCCCACAGACUCUGGGGAAAGUGGAGAGCUCACACCAUCAUGUUCCUCACUUUCUUUGCAGGUCUUGCUACAGCAUUGGGACACCAUUUCAUGAAUAUGUCCCUUGACAAAACUCAGGUGGAUCAAGCAAAACUCUCCCAGGCAUGGGCAUCGCGAUUCAGCACAUCGACUAUACCUCUUGCGACGGUCAUUGCUCCGGGUUCUUUGUUGACACAACCCAUGCCAUAUUCGAGCAUGGUGAGUAUACCGGUGCCUCAGGCAUCUUUCGACAGCAGUAGCUACGCCUUAGUGGGCCCAACUGGCUAUGCUUUCCCAUCGAACCUGGUCUUCAGGAUUGCAUACGCAGCAGCUAUGUCCGGGAAACCACUUGCUUUGCCCUCAGCUUAUCAGAAUCAGACUUAUGAUCUCACCUUCUUCGGCCCUGCCAUUAAAUGCGGCUCGGCAGAUGUGAGUACCAUUGCCGCAGUGUCUACCACGCUGACCGAGACAAAUGAUGAUCGUCUUUCCGUCAUUUAUGUCUCCUGGGUCGGCGACAAUGACCAUGGACUCCUUGAUCCCAGCACUAACAGCCCAAACGGCUGGCUACAAUCUAGUCCAUGGGAUUCCUAUUACAAAGCUCAAGACCAAAGCUCUUCGGAUGCAGCGCGCAUAUUUGUCAUGACGAACAUGGCGGGUCUCUCAGGGGGUACUCGUGUCCAAGUUACUGAAUGUCUGCUGCAUAACGCAACAUACAACACCAAAUUCAUAUUUCAGUACCCAGAACAAACUAUUAUACCUACAAUUUCACAGUAUUUCAAUACUGUCUCGCAAACUGAUCUUGAUAAUAUGGUUGACAUGGUUGGUAAUACCACUAGCUCAGCAAUUCAUUCCUAUACAGCCAUUAUGGAAGCUUUUGGAAAGCUUCUCGUUGGAGCAAGCAUUUACGGCAGUGGGUCCGGCUAUACUGCGCAAACCGUCUAUUCAACCUAUGCGUAUCUAAACGUCAACUGGAAUGAGUCUAAGAAUGUUCCGGGAGACCUUGAGAGAUUGUUUCAAAACAUCACGUUGAGCAUGCUCAGUAAUGACACACUUAUAAAAGAUCAUACUCAGGGUGAUUAUAUCUCUGUCAACGCAACGACGUACCCAAACACCUUCGUCUACAGGCCUCGCGAUCUCCUCAUAGUCUACGGUUUGAGCCUGUUCUGCACAGUGUUAUGUUCUUUAAUAGGCCUCCACGCCCUACAUAUCAACAAAGCCAGUUACCAAAACAUCUUCUCGACAUUCGUGAGAGUGACGGGCCAUCCAGAGCUACACUCCCUAACAAAGCUUGACGACACUGGCGCUGACCCAGUGCCCAAACAGCUCGCUGAGGCGAGGAUCAGAAUGAGGGCAGGCAAUAGUAGCGAACGCGAUCGGAGUUAA